Molecule: messenger RNA, 2556 nt
Organism: Abrus precatorius (Indian licorice)
Lineage: Eukaryota; Viridiplantae; Streptophyta; Magnoliopsida; Fabales; Fabaceae
Product: lysine--tRNA ligase, cytoplasmic
Exons: 16
Coding region: 143-1936 (597 amino acids)
Biological process (GO): lysyl-tRNA aminoacylation
Cellular component (GO): cytoplasm; cytosol
Molecular function (GO): ATP binding; tRNA binding; lysine-tRNA ligase activity
Source: RefSeq, a predicted model, not a curated record
GAAGCCCCUAGCAUCACAGUUACUAAGUUAGAAACAAACGUCGUCGGAUAUAUAUAACACAGAGAAGCGCCGUUUUGUAAAACCCUAAUUCCUCACACUCUCCUUCGCUUCUCUCAUCCAACUCCUCUCUUUCUCCUCCCCAAUGGAACAUCCUUCGGAGCCGCCGACUACCGGCGCCGGUGCCGGUGAAACCAUAAGCAAGAAUGCACUGAAGAGGGAACUGAAGAACAAGCAGAAAGAAGAAGAAAGGAAACGCAAGGAGGAGGAGAAGGCCAAAAAGGCAGCUGAAAUGCAAAAGGCUAAAGAUAACAAAUCUGCAACUGCCGAUGAUGAAGAUAUGGACCCAACGCAAUACCUUGAGAACAGGCUUAAGUAUCUUGCAGCUCAAAAGGCGGAAGGGAAUAAUCCGUAUCCGCACAAGUUCUAUAUCACUAUGUCUAUUGAUCAAUACAUCAAAGAGUAUGGAGGUUUAAGGGAUGGGCAGCACCUGGAUGAUGUCUCUGUCUCCUUGGCUGGCCGAAUCAUGCACAAGCGUGCAUCUGGUUCUAAGCUUGUCUUUUAUGAUCUGCAUGGUGGAGGUUUCAAGGUUCAGGUUAUGGCUGAUGCCAGUAAGUCAGACUUGGAUGAAGCUGAGUUUUCCAAAUUCCAUUCUAAUGUGAAGCGUGGUGAUAUUGUUGGUAUCACUGGGUUUCCAGGCAAAAGUAAGAAGGGUGAGCUUAGUAUUUUCCCCAAGACUUUUGUGGUGCUGUCUCAUUGUCUGCAUAUGAUGCCAAGGCAAAAGUCUGCGGCUGCUGCUGAUAAUGCUAAUUUGAAGAGAAAUCCAUGGGUACCAGGAAGUACCAGGAAUCCUGAAAUGUACAUUUUAAAAGAUCAGGAAACAAGAUAUCGGUUACGCCAUUUGGAUUUGAUGAUUAAUCCAGAGGUUCGAGAAAUAUUUAAGACAAGGUCUAAAAUCAUUUCUUACAUUAGGAGGUUCCUUGAUGACCUUGAUUUCUUGGAGGUCGAAACACCUAUGAUGAACAUGAUUGCAGGUGGAGCUGCUGCACGUCCAUUUGUAACCCAUCACAAUGAUCUUAACAUGAGGUUAUUCAUGAGAAUUGCUCCAGAACUCUAUCUUAAGGAGUUGGUUGUUGGUGGGCUGGAUCGUGUUUAUGAAAUUGGUAAACAAUUCAGGAAUGAGGGCAUUGAUUUGACCCAUAAUCCUGAGUUUACUACCUGUGAGUUCUAUAUGGCUUAUAAGGACUACAAUGACUUAAUGGAAAUAACAGAACAAAUGCUGAGUGGUAUGGUCAAGGAACUUACAAAAGGCAGCUACAAAAUCAAGUAUCAUGCUGAUGGGAUUGAUAAGGAUCCUAUUGAAAUUGACUUUACUCCUCCUUUCAGAAGGCUUGACAUGAUUGAUGAGUUAGAGAAGUUGGCAGGCCUCAGUAUUCCCAAAGACUUGUCAAGUGAGGAAGCUAAUCAAUAUCUGAAGGAUGCAUGCUUGAAGUAUGACAUCAAAUGUCCUCCCCCAGAAACAACUGCUCGAUUGUUGGAUAAACUUGUGGGGCACUUUUUGGAAGAAACGUGUGUAAAUCCUACAUUCAUUAUAAACCAUCCUGAGAUAAUGAGUCCUUUAGCAAAGUGGCACAGAUCAAAACCAGGCCUGACUGAACGUUUUGAAUUAUUUGUUAAUAAACGUGAACUUUGCAAUGCAUAUACUGAAUUGAACGACCCUGUAGUGCAGCGCCAGAGAUUUGCUGAACAACUCAAGGAUCGGCAAUCAGGUGAUGAUGAAGCAAUGGCCUUAGAUGAAACAUUUUGUACAGCUUUGGAGUAUGGCUUGCCGCCUACUGGUGGUUGGGGUUUGGGUAUUGAUCGGUUGACCAUGUUACUGACUGAUUCACAGAAUAUUAAGGAGGUUCUUCUCUUCCCUGCUAUGAAACCUCAAGAUUGAGUCACCUGAAGUUGUGUUUAAAUCUCAUCUCAGUAAAAUAAUCAUACACAGGAGCAUGAGAAAUGCAAGAUGACCUUGAUCGGAACUCAGUUUUGAUUUGUGUAUUUGAUUAGUAGACUUGGCAUCGACUGGUCGUACCUCAUCUACAAUUUGAUCUAUCAUUCAAGGGCUGUUCGGGAGGGAUGUUAUUCUAUUGUUUAUCUUUUGGUGAUUGGAUUGAUAUAUCAGCUUAUUUAUUUAUUGUAUAUUUGAGAUAAUUUUUGGUCCAAAUUUCAGAAAACAGUUGACAAGUAAAUGUCCUCCACCAAAGCCGAUAUUGUCUAGUUCACAAUCUAAGACUUGUAAAGCCCGUGUUAAUCUAACCCCGAACAAAGCCUGUGAACACUGGCGUUGAAUUAAAAUUAAAACGUAAAUCAGGUAUUUGAUAUGGAGGAUUACACCAACCUUGUCUCUUUGCUACAUUGAGACCCGGUAAUGUUCAUUAGCUUAAAGCAGACAUUAUUUGACGUAGAUCAUGUAAGUUCUUGAGAAUGAAAAAACUUCAAUCCUGGUUCGUGUGCGCGCCUUUUGCCCAUCAUUUGAGGGGUUUAAUUUUAAUUCAAUGACGUGUUUGUGUACGC